AGAAAUUUGGUUAUUUAUGCAUAUUUUUGAAUAUAUUUGUACUACUCGUCUAAGCCAUAAAUACCAUAAAACCUUAAGAAAGAGAACAAUGAUUGAAGCAAAAUUGAAAUAAACGUGUGAGAUAUGGCCAUGAAGGAUGUCACAUCUUUUUUCAUGAGGAACUAAAACUAGAAUUCUACAUUUUUGUGACUAGACGACGUAAGAAGAAAUUCCUUAAGAUUUUUCCUCAACAAUUUAUGAAGAAUGGUACUUUGCUAAUCAAUAAUCUAAAUGAUUUUGCGUGAAGCAUCUUGCUCAAGCAAACAUGAAUGUGAACUUAUUUUGGGACACAAACAUUAAGUGCGAGUUUUGUGAAGCCACUUUCAACAGCCAAGAUUCCCUCAAACAGCACCUGAGACUUCAUUCUAGAAGAAAGCCUUACAAAUGUGAAGAGUGUGAUGCCAGAUUUUCAUAUAAUAGCACAUUAGAAUGGCAUAAGAAGAGCCAUACUGGAGAGAUGCCAUUCAAAUGUGAUGAGUGCAAUGCCCAGUUCACUCAAAACAGUAUGCUUAUUUGGCAUAAGAGAAAACACAGAUUAAUUGAAACGUCUCAGAAUCCAGGAGUAGUUGUGAAUAUGGCAAAUCUGUACCAUCAGCAAAACUUACAAAACUUUUCUAAUGUUUUCAGUGUCUCUAGUGUGGUGACUGCUUCAGCAACACCAGUUUCUAAUACUUUAACAUUACCAGUGUGUAUGAAUGAACCAGUUACUGAUGUUGCACAACUAGAUGUUCAGAUGAACUUAGGUACUUCAGAGCCUCUGCAUUCAGAUUUGGCCACAUCGUCCUCAACAUCAGGAAUUUUAGUUGAUGUCCUCGAGAAGCAUAAGGUUAGCAAGGAAGAAGGUGUAUUCCGUUGUGAUAUUUGCUGUACGACAUUCGUGUAUAGCGCAGACCUCAAAGGACAUAUGGAAACUAAACAUAAUAUGGGAGAAAAUAAUCCGUAUCAUAUCCUUGCUAGGCAACAGCAAGCUAAUGGUUUUAUAUCAAAUAAAAGGAAGAUCAUCCAAGAAAAGCCCUUCAAGUGCGACCUUUGUUAUGCUGGCUUUAACACAGAAGGUCACUUGAAGAGCCACAGGCAAAAACAUGUAGUGGGAAGACCAUAUAAAUGUUCAAAAUGUGGAUUAACUUUCUCAGAUAAAUCUAUUUUAGAGUCUCACGAGAGGCGUCACCAAGCUGAACGACCUUUCAAAUGUGAUAGGUGUGGUGCUGCAUUUUUCCGACAGAGCCACUUGCAAAAACACAUCAAAAGACACACAGGUGAACUGGUGUAAUGAAGUGUUGAACAUUAUCCAUAAUCAUAUUUCUUAGCAUGGUUGCAUGUGUGUGUUAAUGUUGGCAAACACCAGAUCAUUUAGAGUAGAUACAAUGUGACGUGAAAUUCACGAGUAAGGUUAGCCAAUUUA
This is a messenger RNA of Macrobrachium nipponense, 1441 nucleotides long. RefSeq names its product zinc finger protein 429-like. Bases 305 to 1309 code for a protein of 334 amino acids. The transcript has 2 exons. Gene Ontology annotation, biological process: regulation of transcription by RNA polymerase II. Gene Ontology annotation, cellular component: nucleus. Gene Ontology annotation, molecular function: DNA-binding transcription factor activity, RNA polymerase II-specific; RNA polymerase II cis-regulatory region sequence-specific DNA binding. Lineage: Eukaryota; Metazoa; Arthropoda; Malacostraca; Decapoda; Palaemonidae. The record is from RefSeq and is a predicted model, not a curated record.